Drosophila innubila is the source of this 1058-nucleotide messenger RNA. Its product is annotated as lipase member H. Gene Ontology annotation, biological process: lipid metabolic process. The record is from RefSeq and is a predicted model, not a curated record. NCBI's taxonomy places the organism in Eukaryota, Metazoa, Arthropoda, Insecta, Diptera, Drosophilidae. Gene Ontology annotation, molecular function: lipase activity. The coding region runs from base 1 to 975 and encodes 324 amino acids. The transcript has 4 exons.
AUGGCUAAAAUGUUCUACUGUUGGCUGUCCUUCUUCUGCCAGUUGUGGAGCCUGCAGGCGCUCAGCUUGGAGUCGCUGAUUGCCCAGAGCAGCAUCUACUAUCAGAUGGAUGCCUCGGAGCUGUUGCUGCAACAUGUUGAACAGUUGACUUCGGUGGAGUCCCUCAAGUUAAUUGUGCACGGUUUUGUUGGAUCUCGUAGUCACGGCUCCAUAAUGCCGCUCAAAAAUGCCUACAUGGCUCAGGGAUUUGAGAAUAUUAUGAUUGCCGAUUGGUCGCCCGCUGCCAACUUGGAUUAUCCCAGUUCUCGGCGAGCUGUGGGCAAAGUGGCUUUGGUGUUGGCCAAGCAGCUGGAACAGUUUCUGGCCAAGCACAACGUAACGAAUGAAGCGGUGCACAUUGUCGGCCAUAGUCUGGGUGCCCACAUUGCUGGGCGAAUCGGUGUCUACUUCAAUGGAACUCUGGGUCGCAUUACGGGCUUGGAUCCCGCCCUGCCCCUCUUCACCCCCCGCUCCGACGACAGCCUGCAGGCGAUUGCUGGCCGCUUUGUGGAUGUGAUCCACACGGAUUACCCGGUCUUUGGUGAUCGCACUCCGCGUGGCACCGUCGACUUCUAUCCCAACUUUGGACGUGCCCCACAGCCGGGUUGUGAGGAGGUGGAUCUUCUGUCGGCCAGUAAGCUCAUCCUGGAGGCUUACAGCUGCAGUCACAAUCGUGCUGUCCUCCUCUAUGCGGAAUCCAUCGGGUUGCCCAAGAGUUUUCCAGCCAUUUCCUGCAGCUGGAAAUCGAUCAGAAGCAGCAAAAGCUGCUCACAGAAUAUAAACACUACACAUCUGGAAACAGCCAUUAAUAAUAUGGAUGAUGAUCAGGUGGUUUACAUGGGUGAACAGGUGUCACGCAGCGUCAUCUCUUACUAUUAUUUGGAAACCAAUGCAGCGCCACCUUUUGGCCAAGGCGUGCGCGCCAAGUUUGAUUAACUCGAAACUUGGCAUGAAUGCGGACUGCAGCUUACAGCAUAUGAACUGUAGAUGGCGGUGUUCGGUUGCAAAAUUAAAAAUGA